AUGUCAAUCAACGAAGAGGAAUAUUUGCAAUUAGAGAAAGAAAUCAAUUUGGAUGAUAUUGAUUUCUCAGAUUUAGAGGAAAAAUAUGAAGCCGAUGUUGGGUUAGACAAUUAUAUUAUUGUUGAUGGUGCUCCAAUUGCACCAGAAUCUAAAGUUCCUGUCUUAACCAAGGUUCUCAGAAAGUUAUUUAGUACUGUUGGAGAAAUAAUAGAAGGAGAUGAAGGUAUUUACAUGCCAUUAGAAGAUGGAAAAUCCAAAGGGUAUUUAUUCAUUCAAUACAAGACACCUCAAGAGGCUGAUGCUGCUAUCAAAAAAUUACAUGGUAAGAAAUUGGAUCAAAAUCAUAGGUUAUUGGUAAACAAGUUUUCAGAUAUCGAGAAAUACGGUUCUGUCAGUGCUGAGUUUAAAGAGCCAGAAGUCGAACCUUUCAAAUCUCACGGUUAUUUACAUGAUUGGUUGCAGGAUAAACAAGGAAGAGACCAAGUUGUGACCCAUUUUGGAGAAACCAUUGGAAUCAAUUGGAGCAAAAAGGCCAAUGAUCCUGAACAGGUUGUUGAACCUAGAAAAGGAUUCACCUCCAAAUACGCCAAGUUUUCACCAAAGGGAACUUAUCUUUUUUCAAUUCAUCCGCAAGGUGUUCAAUCAUGGGGUGGUGCUGACUUUCAUAGUAUCAAAAGAUUUUUCCACAAUCAAGUUAGACUUAUAGAUUUUUCACCAAAUGAAAAAUAUAUGGUUACCUUGUCUCCUGUCCCAAUUGCAUUGCCAGAUUCUGCAGCCGAGAGACAACAAUUUCCGUUUGGACCAGAAAGUGAGGGUCACAAGUUGGUUAUAUGGGAUAUGAUCACUGGUGAGCCAGUUAGGACUUUUGCUUUACCACCUCAUCUUGAACACCAAAAGGAAAUGCCAUGGCCAUUGGUUAAAUGGUCAUUCGAUGACAAAUACUGUGCUCGUCAAGGACCAGAUGCUUUGGCUAUCUAUGAAACCCCUAGCUUCCAAUUAUUGGAAAAAAAAUUGGUCAAAAUCGAUGGUAUUCAAGAUUUCGAAUGGGCUCCAGCAGGUGUUAGAUUGCACAAUAACAAGAGUAAUGAACUUGCACAUAUCUUGUCAUACUGGACCCCAGAGAGCACCAAUCAAACUGCAAGAGUUGCAGUGAUGCAGAUUCCUAGCAGACAAGUUUUGCGUACUGUAAAUCUUUUCCAAGUUAGCGAUUGUAAAAUGCAUUGGCAAAGUGAAGGAAAACUUUUGUGUGUUAAAGUUGAUAGACAUACUAAAUCAGGUAAAACUACAUUUUCAAACCUUGAUUUCUUCAAGUUGGGUGAAAAAGAUGUUCCGGUUGAAAAGCUUGAGUUGAAGGAUGUUAUUGUCAACUUUGGCUGGGAACCAAAUAGUGAAAGAUUUAUUACUAUCAGUCGUUUGGAUGACGGUGAUCCAAAUCCGGCCAUUCCCAAGAAUAGUAUUACUUUCUAUGCACCAGAAGUUACCAAGGGAAAGAAUGCAAAUUCAAAAUACAAGGCGUACAAAGUCGUCGAAAACAAACACUCAAACACCAUUGCUUGGUCACCAAAGGGUAGGUAUGCCGUUGUUGCCACCAUUUCUCGUUCUUCAGGUGAGAUUGAGUUUUUCGAUGUAUCAUUUGAGGAUGAAAACAGCAAAAAGGGAGCACCAGCAAACGUCAAGUUACUCAAGACCGACCAAUACGUAGGAAUGACCAACAUUUCGUGGGAUCCUUCUGGUAGAUUUGUCACCGCAUGGUCGUCUUCAUGGUUACAUGCUAUCGACAACGGGUACAGAUUGUACGAGUUUACUGGUAGAUUAUUGAGAGAUGAAUCAAUUGAUCAAUUCAAAGAGUUUAUUUGGAGACCUCGUCCUGAGAGUUUGUUGUCAAGUGCUGAAAAGAAAAAGGUUCGUUCCAACUUGCGUGAGUACUCUGCUCAAUUUGAAGAAGUUGAUGCUAUGGAAGCAGAUGCAGCUGUCAAGGAGGCGAUCUUGGCCAGAAGAAAGGCAUUGGAGGACUGGAGAGCUUACAGAGCUAAACAUGCCAACAAAAAGGCUCAAACCAGCGAUGUCCAGGCUGAAAUCAUUGAAGAGAUUAAAGAAGAGAUUAUCGAAGAAAAGGAGGAAAUUGUGGAGUAG
Molecule: messenger RNA, 2133 nt
Organism: Lodderomyces orthopsilosis Co 90-125
Lineage: Eukaryota; Fungi; Ascomycota; Pichiomycetes; Serinales; Debaryomycetaceae
Gene: PRT1
Product: translation initiation factor eIF3 subunit b
Exons: 1
Coding region: 1-2133 (710 amino acids)
Biological process (GO): translational initiation
Cellular component (GO): eukaryotic translation initiation factor 3 complex
Molecular function (GO): translation initiation factor activity; RNA binding; translation initiation factor binding
Source: RefSeq, a predicted model, not a curated record